Messenger RNA from Sinocyclocheilus grahami, 439 nucleotides. RefSeq names its product 5'-AMP-activated protein kinase subunit beta-2-like. Gene Ontology annotation, cellular component: nucleus; nucleotide-activated protein kinase complex; cytoplasm. The transcript has 4 exons. The record is from RefSeq and is a predicted model, not a curated record. Gene Ontology annotation, molecular function: protein kinase binding. The annotation marks the transcript as partial. Lineage: Eukaryota; Metazoa; Chordata; Actinopteri; Cypriniformes; Cyprinidae. Gene Ontology annotation, biological process: signal transduction.
AGCAGCAGCAGCAGCAGCAGCAGAAGAAGAAGCCAGACUUGUUUUGGAUCCUUCGGCUCGCCGUAGCGGUCAGCUUGCAUGUGGUGAAGGCUGGGUUAGAGGAAUCUGCUGCAUCAUGGGAAACACCAGCGAUCCAGUGUCUGCAGAUAGACCCGGAGCGAAGCUGCAGCGGUCCGACAGCGGAGCCCCCCGGGACCGGGACCUGGAGCCCAGCACCGACGGCCCCAAUAUAUUCAACACACACGGGCCAGAGUCUAAAGCCGCGGGUGAGAAGGACUUGGCUCCGGAUCUAGAGGACAUGAAGACGGGUCGGCAGGCUCGACCCACAGUGAUCCGCUGGGCCGGAGGAGGCAAGGAGGUCUGCAUCACCGGCUCCUUCAACAACUGGAGCAGCAAGAUCCCCAUGAAUAAAAGCCAUAAUGAUUUUGUAGCAAUCUUG